CUUGCGACGAGACAACCUGAGCAUUGUUGCAGUAACACUGCAGUGCCUCCCCUUUUUCUCCGCCGCUUCUCGCUUCAAGCCCUCUCUUCUUUCAUAAUAUUGAGCUGAAACAGGAAGAACUGCUGUUCCGCAUCUGCCAUAAGUUCGCGCUUUCUCCCUCCAAAAAUGAACUCCAAGCUCGAUCCCGAAUCAGGUGUGCUCUUAUCAGAUGCCACCAGACCUCAAUACCAAACACGAUCGUUCUGGGCACGCAACAAGAGCCGGAUGGCUCUGGCUUUCAUGCUGGCGUGCACAUGGAUUGUCUCGAGUAAUACUCGCAUAGUAUUUACUCGGAAAUGCCGUUCAGCAUUGUCCAUUGAGCAAAGAGUGGACAAGAUCUUAUCGGGAACACCGCUUAUAGACGGCCAUGACGACCUUCCAAUCGUCAUCCGGGAGAGAUUUCAAAAUCACAUCUACGGCGACGCUUUCAAGACCCCAUUCACCGAGGGCGGCUUGGUAGGCCAUGUUGAUCUCCCCCGACUGGCCAAAGGACGAGUAGGCGGCACUUUCUGGAGUGUCUUUGUUCAGUGUCCUGCCAACUGGACCGACUUCUCCAACGCAAACUAUGCUACUAGUGUUCGCCAGACUUUCGAGCAGGUAGACGUGAUGUUGCGCUUACAAGAGGCUUACCCCGAUACGUUCUCCGCGCCCCCGAAUGGCACCACUGCUCUCCAAGCCUUCCGUGAUGGGAAGAUCAUCUCUCCCCUUGGAAUCGAAGGGCUUCAUGCAAUCGGUAACUCAUUGGCCCAAUUGCGAGCCUUCCAUGCGCUCGGGGUCUCAUAUGCUACACUCACUCACAAUUGCCACAAUCGGUAUGCCGACGCGGCCCUGGUUGAGAUUCCUGGUGGUAUCAAGAAAGCGGACCCUCUCUGGCAUGGAGUAAGCGAAGCGGGUAAAACCCUCGUUCACGAGAUGAACCGACUCGGUAUGAUUGUCGACUUGUCCCAUGUGAGCACAGACACGAUGCGGGAUGUUCUGGGAGCCGGUAAAGACGAGUGGGCCGGCAGCCGCGCGCCCGUCAUCUUCAGUCACAGCUCGGCCUAUGCCGUGUGUCCACAUCCUCGAAAUGUUCCUGACGAUGUUCUGGAGCUCGUUCAGGCACGCAACUCUUUAGUUAUGAUCAACUUUGCGCCGGAUUUUGUUUCGUGCACUGCUGCAGAAGACCCAAGCGGGCUUCCACAUUUCGAGCCCGAGACUGCUACCCUGGCACAUGUGGUGGAUCACAUCCUACAUAUUGGCAACCUGAUCGGCUUCGAUCACGUCGGUCUUGGCAGCGACUUUGACGGUAUCCCCACCGUUCCCCAGGGUCUUGAGGAUGUGUCAAAAUAUCCGGAUCUGAUUGCGGAAUUGUUGAAGCGAGGUGUCAGUGAUGAGGAUGCAGGGAAGGUAGCUGGAGGCAAUCUGUUGCGGGUGUGGAAGGAAGUCGAUGACGUUGCUCUCAGAUUGCAGGCUGAGGGAGCACUUCCAGCUGAGGAUGACUUAGCUCAUGCCUGAUUUCGACUUGUCAAAUUGUUCGACGCGUGUAUCCCCCUUCCCAUUGGACCCAGAGCCACGUAAUGCCAGCCAGAGUCGGUGACAUGCGACCUCGGCGAUUGCAAUCACUUAGAAGUUCUACAUGACGUAUCUAGGCUUGUUAAAUCUGAAACGCUCAUCUGGAGCUGUGACAGUACUUUCCCGUGUUGGGCAGUUAGCACACUUACCUGCUUACUACCUUACCUAUAGAUUAGGGGUCAAGGGUUUAGGUUUGCGACUGGAAUUCCGUUCCGAUGUUGCCAAUCAUUCCAUGGCCAAUCGAUAGCUUCGGAUCAUGCAGUCACCCGCGAAUCAUGGUUUGGUCUGUUUGUACACGUAAA
Messenger RNA from Aspergillus saccharolyticus JOP 1030-1, 1892 nucleotides. Its product is annotated as putative dipeptidase. Bases 166 to 1533 code for a protein of 455 amino acids. Lineage: Eukaryota; Fungi; Ascomycota; Eurotiomycetes; Eurotiales; Aspergillaceae. Gene Ontology annotation, biological process: proteolysis. Gene Ontology annotation, molecular function: metallodipeptidase activity. The transcript has 3 exons. The record is from RefSeq and is a predicted model, not a curated record.